AUGCUGACCAUGCUACUCCACAACCGACUCUAUCUCGCUCCCCUGGAUCCCACCAAGUCAUCUUCACUAAGUGCGGAUGAAGGUUCAACCCCCUUCCGCGUCCUCGACGUCGGCUGCGGCACCGGCAUCUGGGCCCAAGACUUCGCGGACGCCUAUCCCGAAUCUGAAGUCCACGGUAUCGACCUAAGCCCCAUCCAGUCCUCCUGGGCUUCCCCAAACUGCUACUUCAAUAUCGACGAUGUAGAAGAUGAAUGGACCUUCCCGAAGUCCCACUUCGACUUCAUCCACAUACGCUGUCUUAUGGGUUCGAUAGGCGACUGGCCUGCUCUCUAUAAGCAGGCGUUCGAGCACAUGGCGCCUGGUGGCUGGAUCCAGCAUUUGGAUAUGGAUAUCAUGUUCCGGAGCGAUGAUGGGACGGUGGGAGAGGAUCACGUGAUGGCCGAGUGGAGCAAAACGUUCUAUGAUGCCGGGGAGAAGAUUGGGAAGACGUUUCAUGUGCCUGAUCGGAUGGCGGGUUUGAUUCGGGAAGCGGGGUUUCGAGACUUACAGCAGGUGUGGUAUAAGCUGCCGGUUGGGGGCUGGACGAAGGAUAAGCUCAUGAAGCAGAUCGGCCAAUGGAACUACUACUACUGCCUUCAAGGCUGCGAAGGCUGGGCUCUGUUCCUGCUGACGAAAGUAAUGCAGUGGAAAUGGGAGGAAAUCCAAGUCUUCAUUGCCAAGUUCAGAGCGGCGCUGAACGAUCGGAAGAAUCAUGCGUACUACUAUAUAGGCGUAGUCUGGGCCCAAAAGCCUCUGACUGCAACAUAA
Molecule: messenger RNA, 807 nt
Organism: Saxophila tyrrhenica
Lineage: Eukaryota; Fungi; Ascomycota; Dothideomycetes; Mycosphaerellales; Extremaceae
Exons: 4
Coding region: 1-807 (268 amino acids)
Molecular function (GO): methyltransferase activity
Source: RefSeq, a predicted model, not a curated record